AUUUCUUUCUUCUAAUCCCCGUUAAUUGAUACAACUCGAUCGUUAGUUAUACUUACUCUCUUAGGGAGCAUAAAACCACCUCACUUACAAAUCCAUAUGAAUUUGAUCGUGAUGCGAUAUUCUGGCUUCAAUUGAUGUACGUAUUAAUUACCGACUUCUUCCACAUCUUGCAAUGGCCCAGCCCGUCCUAAAAACCGCGAAGCAGUGGAAUGUCGUAGGCUACGAUGGCCUUGAAUCCCUGAAAUAUUCAGAGCAGCCAGUGCCUGAACUCGGCGAUACCGAAGUCUUGGUUAGGAUUCAUGGGGCCUCUUUAAAUUUUCGAGACAUCAUGGUCUCUCAGGGGAAAUUCCCCUGGGGCACCAAGCCAAACGUUAUUCCUGGCUCCGACGGAGCGGGAAUUGUCGUAGCUACCGGGCGGCAUGUUAGUCGGUUCCGGCCAGGCGACAAAGUCAUUACCGUGCUCAACCCUCGGCUGAUCGCAGGAUCGUUCACCGAAGAGUUGUCAAAAGUUGGUCUCGGUGCCUCGGUGGACGGCACGCUACGCACUGCCGGAGUUUUCGACGAGCAAGGCCUUGUCUCGAUGCCCGAGGGCCUAACUUUCCCUGAGGCUGCGACGCUCAGCUGCGCGGGGCUCACGGCUUGGAAUGCGCUCUUCGGUCUAUCUGGGAAACCAGUCGCUGCCGGCCAGUGGGUUUUGACGCAAGGCACUGGUGGGGUGAGCAUCUUUGCCGUUCAGUUCGCUAAACUUGUCGGCGCUAGGGUUAUUGCGACGACGAGCUCAUCCGAGAAGGCGAAGCUUCUUGAGAAGUUGGGUGCCGACCAAACCAUAAACUAUCGCGAGACCCCCGACUGGGCCUCCGCAGCCAGAGAGCUUACUGGAGGAUUCGGGGUUGACUAUGUCAUUGAUGUCGUGGGGCCAACUUCGCUGAAGCAGAGCGUCGCAGCUGUAAAACAUGACGGCGUUGUCUGUGUCUUGGGAGGUGUCGGCGGUGGCGAUGGGAGUGCGGAAAUGCCUGUUUUGCUGGAUUGCUGGAUGAAACUGUUCACAGCUCGUGGUCUAUGGCUCGGCACUCGGCUUCAGAUGGAAGAUAUGUGCCGCGCUAUCGAAGCCAAUAUAGACAAGUUGCGUCCUAUCGUCGACCCCAAGAUCUUUACGCUGGAACAGACGAAGGAGGCGUAUGAAUAUUUAGCCUCAGGGAAGCACCAAGGAAAGGUUUGCAUCGAAAUUGCGUAAUUUUAAAUAGGUGACAUAUAAGGUAUAUUGACGAUUCUCGUGAUAGAUAUUCAUGUAUACACUGAUAUAUUAUUCUUUGAACUAUCUUAGAAAGCGUUUCCUCAAUCGAGCGUCCCCGACCACUAGAGCAUUACGAUUGAUCACUCUGGCAGGCAACCUUUUAUUGACUCGCUGCAAACAUGUAUCCAACGCCCGAGACCGAAAUACCGUUUGUCCCGCUCGUCAGCCAAAGACUGUGCGCGUUUCUCCGCCCAAGCCCACUGGUCUCUCAAGCUUCUUGCCUUAGCAUCCGGGUCGAAAU
Molecule: messenger RNA, 1535 nt
Organism: Daldinia decipiens
Lineage: Eukaryota; Fungi; Ascomycota; Sordariomycetes; Xylariales; Hypoxylaceae
Product: putative alcohol dehydrogenase
Exons: 5
Coding region: 173-1234 (353 amino acids)
Molecular function (GO): oxidoreductase activity
Source: RefSeq, a predicted model, not a curated record